Suillus discolor is the source of this 830-nucleotide messenger RNA. RefSeq lists its product as uncharacterized. The transcript has 4 exons. Gene Ontology annotation, molecular function: actin binding; Arp2/3 complex binding. Gene Ontology annotation, biological process: actin filament debranching; negative regulation of Arp2/3 complex-mediated actin nucleation. NCBI's taxonomy places the organism in Eukaryota, Fungi, Basidiomycota, Agaricomycetes, Boletales, Suillaceae. Bases 218 to 646 code for a protein of 142 amino acids. The record is from RefSeq and is a predicted model, not a curated record. Gene Ontology annotation, cellular component: actin cortical patch.
CCUCUCGCGUCAGUAGUACUACUGUUCUACUCAAUCUCCGAGUCAAUGCCUUUGCCGUGACGAUUCUCUUACUCGUAGUCUGCCGCGCAGCCCUAGCCUACAUAGUUUCGCCAAAACAACCUGUUUUGCCGACCGGCAGACUCUGACGGUGGCCGCCAGGACCCCAAGUGGUUCUGCUCUUACCUUAUCUUAUCUUACUUGACUCAGAUCGUUAUACAUGGCGUCGAAAGCAAGGACAGUGGACAUCAACGAGGAUGUCACAAAGGCCCUCAAAACAUUUCGGUUCCAGCGUAGGAGCCAGGGACACGCAGCAAUCGUUAUCAAGAUUGAUAAGGCUGCUCUCAAGAUGGUCGUAGACGAGGAGCAUGACAAUAUUUCGAUCGAAGACCUUGUCGAGGAGCUGCCCCGAAACUCUCCCAGAUAUGUCGUGUUGUCAUAUGAACUCAAACACCGCGAUGGCAGGAUAUCAUUCCCACUCGUGUUCAUCAACUGGGCUCCAUCAUCAUCCGAGACAACCAUGAUGACAUUGCAUGCUAGCGCCCUCCUUGACUUUCAAAGAGUCGCAGAAGCAAACAGGACCAUCGAAGUUCGGGAUGCGGAAGAAGGACUCACUAAAGAAAUCGUCGACGAAAAACUUCUAUCUUAACCUGUGAGACUUGUAUCCGCGCCCGCAGUACAUCAGAUCGAACAUACCGUGGCCAUUACGCUUUUACUUAUCAUAAUCGAUCACUGUCUACAGUGGUUUCGGAACGUUCAUUGACUGGAUCUUGUUAACUCAACAGUAGAACCCCGCUCUCAUUUCAACGACCACGGGCUCUUGCUGAUACGAA